Molecule: messenger RNA, 627 nt
Organism: Rotaria sp. Silwood1
Lineage: Eukaryota; Metazoa; Rotifera; Eurotatoria; Philodinida; Philodinidae
Source: the annotation of a GenBank genome assembly
AUGGGUAAUAAUUUUGAUACUGGAAGAGUGAUUCAAAUUGAUAUGGAAAAGUUGAUCCAUUCAAAGUUAGAAGAAUUAUUUACAGGUGAUAUUGAUAUAACUGAUAAUUCACAUGAUUUAAUUAGUGAUGAAACAGAAAGUCAUAAACAAACAAGUCAAGAUAAUAAAAAUACUCGAACUAAAGCUCUUAAUUGUAUAAUACUUGCUAUGGAACAUCCAUCGAUUUCAACAACAAGUCCUGAACGACAAUUUUUAAAUUUAACAAAUAUAAUAUUUACAAUAGAAAUGUUGGCAAAAGUAAUAGCAAGUGAAUUUAUAUUUGGAUUGCAUACCUAUUUACUUAUUAGUCGAGUAUCUGGUCUUAAACUUGUUGUACAAACAUUACUUUCAUCAUUACGACUAAUUGGUUAUAUUGUUGUUAUAUGUUGUACAUUUUUUUAUUAUAUUUAGGUCUUUUAUUUAUUUUUUCUUCUUUUCCUCAUAUUUACUGCAUUUGGUGUUGAAUUAUUUGGAAAAUUAGAAUGUAGUGAAGAACGUUCAUUUACUGGACUUCAUAAACAUGCACAUUUUAAAGAUUUUAGUAUGACUUUUUUAACAUUAUUUCGUAUUGCAACUGGUGAUAAUUAG